Molecule: messenger RNA, 1065 nt
Organism: Priceomyces carsonii
Lineage: Eukaryota; Fungi; Ascomycota; Pichiomycetes; Serinales; Debaryomycetaceae
Gene: BUB3
Product: Bub3p
Exons: 1
Coding region: 1-1065 (354 amino acids)
Biological process (GO): mitotic spindle assembly checkpoint signaling
Cellular component (GO): kinetochore; bub1-bub3 complex; nucleoplasm
Molecular function (GO): ubiquitin binding
Source: RefSeq, a predicted model, not a curated record
AUGACGACUCAGUCAAAGUUCAUAAGUCUAUCAGCGCCACAUGACUUGGAUAUAGUAUCUGAUUUGAAGUUUUCACCCUUUCAGAAUCAUUUUUUGUUAUCAUCAUGGGACAACCGGGUCUUACUCUAUGAUUGUUCCGAUGUCAAUCAAACAAGAGCGUUCACGCAAAUUAAUUCCGACUGUCCUGUUCUUCGACUCGCAUAUCCUGAAGGAAAGAAUACAGCUUACGGUGGGAGUCUUGAUGGUAGUAUAAGACAGAUUGAUUAUGAGAAUUUAACUCUCGACUCAGAGAAUUUGAAUAGCACAGAUGAAGGAAUAGAUAAUGGAAUAAACAAUCUAUGUCCCCUUCCAGCAAUGCCAAAUGUGCUAAUUGCAAGUAAUUUUAAUGGUAGCGUUCAAAUGGUUGAUACUAGACAGAUAAGAAGUGUUUUCAAAAGAAAAAUGGACUCCAAGGUGUUUCAAAUGGAUACUACCAAGAACCUAGUCGUAAUGACGUUAAAGUCGAAUAGGAUUGAAAUCUAUGACGCCAGGGAUAUGGAGAAACCUCUUGAAGUAAGGGAUACUGGGCUCUCGUAUCAAAUAAAUGACCUUAGGUGUCUUCCUCUGGGAGACGGCUUUGGAGUAUCAACUAUUGACGGUAGGGUUUCGAUGGAAUACUUUGAUCCUUCACCAGAGGUCCAGUAUUCCAAAAGAUUCACGUUCAAAUGCCAUAGGUCGCAUGACAAGAUCACUGAUACAGAUUUGGUUUAUCCUGUGAAUGCGAUACAAUUCAAUAAAGUGUCAAAGACGUUGUUCACGGGUGGCUCCGAUGGGAACUUAUGCCUAUGGGAUUAUGAUCGCAGAAAAAGAAUGAAAAUUUAUCCCACAUUCGUUGAUGGCAAUACCAAUGAAGUGGAGAGUAUAGUGAAAUUGUCACUUAGCUACGACAAUCGACUAAUAGCGGUAGCUACCAGCGAUGAUGAUUUCAAAAAUUCCAAGACGUUGGGGGGCAUAUCAAAAGUGAAAACACCCAGUAAAGUCUAUCUACGAGAACUCCUCCCCACUGAGUGUAUACCGAAGCCCUAG